Molecule: messenger RNA, 753 nt
Organism: Choloepus didactylus (southern two-toed sloth)
Lineage: Eukaryota; Metazoa; Chordata; Mammalia; Pilosa; Megalonychidae
Product: olfactory receptor 2M5-like
Exons: 1
Coding region: 1-753 (250 amino acids)
Biological process (GO): G protein-coupled receptor signaling pathway
Cellular component (GO): membrane
Molecular function (GO): G protein-coupled receptor activity; olfactory receptor activity
Source: RefSeq, a predicted model, not a curated record
AUGGACUUAAUUCUCAUCUCCACCACCAUCCCCAAGAUGGUCACUGACUUCUGGGUGCAGAGGAGAACCAUCUCACAGAUUGGCUGUGCAAUGCAGAUGCUGCUGUAUGUAGCCAUGACAGGCUCUGAGUGUCUCCUCUUGACCCUGAUGUCCUACGAUCGCUAUGUCGCAGUCUGUAACCCACUGAGGUACUCGGUCAUCAUGAAUCCCAGAGUCUGCCUGCAGAUGACUGCUCUCUCCUGGGUGGUGGGGUUCCUAAAUUCCUUGGCCCACACUGUGCAUAUAAUGCAGUUUUCAUUCUGUGAUUCCAAGGAUAUUCAGCACUUCUUCUGUGAGAUUUCAGCUAUCCUGAAACUCUCCUGUGAUGAUACCUCUAUAUAUGAAAUGAUUUUGUUUGUCACAGGAACUGUGUUCCUCCUCAUCCCCUUUGGACUCAUUCUGGCUUCCUACAGCCUCAUUUUCUUGCGUGUCUUUCAUAUGAAAUCCCCUGAAGGACAGAGCAAAGCCUUGGCCACCUGCUCCUCUCACCUCACAGUGGUGAGCUUGUAUUUGGGUUCAGGUGUCUUUCUCCUUAUGAUACCUCCAAAAUUGUAUUCAGCACAGCAAAGCCAGGCUGUCUCCCUUUUCUACAACGCCCUCACCCCCAUGUUGAACCCCAUCAUCUACAGCCUGCGGAACAAGGAAGUGUUGGGUGCUUUGAGGAACGUGCUGAGGAUGGAUGUCAGUUCUCAAAUUGUAGCCAGAAGAGUUUAG